AUGGCUAUCCUAUCGAUGGUGCCAGCGCUGCUUCUUGCGCUGGCAUCAUGCACCCCGGCUGUCGCCGCCCAGAGCGCCUCCGAGUACUUCGUUCACGACCUGCCCGGCGCACCCAAGGAGCCCUUCAUUAAGAUGCACGCUGGACACGUAGAAGUCACACCCGAACACAAUGGCAACCUCUUCUUCUGGCAUUUCCAGAACCAACACAUCGCCAACAAGCAGCGCACCGUCAUCUGGCUUAAUGGCGGCCCGGGGUGUAGUUCCGAAGACGGCGCCCUCAUGGAGAUCGGCCCCUACCGCCUCAAGGACAAGGAGCAUCUCGAGUACAACAACGGCUCCUGGAACGAGUUCGCCAACCUGCUCUUCGUCGACAACCCUGUCGGCACCGGUUUCAGCUAUGUCGACACCAACAGCUACCUGCACGAGCUACCCGAGAUGGCCGAUCAGUUUGUCCAGUUUCUCGAGAAGUGGUUCGCCAUGUUCCCCGAAUACGAGCAAGACGACCUCUACAUCGCAGGUGAAUCAUAUGCCGGUCAGCACAUCCCAUACAUCGCGAAGCACAUCCUUGAGAGAAAUAAGAAACCGGGGACCAAGACCACAUGGCGGCUGAAGGGUCUGAUCAUGGGCAACGCAUGGAUCUCUCCCAAAGAACAAUACGACGCCUACCUCAAGUAUGCAUACGAGAAGAAGCUCAUCGAGAAAGGCUCUCCCGUCGCGCUCAACCUGGAGCAGCAGUGGCGCAUCUGCCGCACCUCGCUGGCUGUCGGCAACACAGUCGACUUCUCUGAGUGCGAGACUGUUCUGCAGAACCUGCUCGAGCAGACGGCAAAGGUCAACUCCAAGGGCGAGCGCGAGUGCAUCAACAUGUACGACAUUCGCCUGCGCGACACCUACCCCUCGUGCGGCAUGAACUGGCCCCCAGACCUGGUCAACGUGACGCCCUACCUUCGCAGAGCCGAUGUGGUCAGCGCCCUGCACAUCAACCCCCAGAAGAGCACGGGCUGGAGCGAGUGCAGCGGAGCCGUCGGCGCCGCUUUCCGCGCUCAGAACUCGGCGCCAUCGAGAGACUUUCUGCCCGAUCUUCUCAAGGAGGUACCGGUCGUCCUCUUCUCUGGCGCUGAAGACCUCAUCUGCAACCACAUGGGAACGGAGGCCAUGAUUGGCGACAUGGAAUGGAACGGCGGCAAGGGCUUCGAGCUCACGCCCGGCAACUGGGCCCCGCGCCGCGACUGGACCGUUGAGGGCGAACCUGCCGGUUUCUGGCAAGAGGCCCGCAACCUCACCUACAUCCUCUUCUACAACUCAUCCCACAUGGUGCCCUUCGACUACGCCCGUCGCAGUCGUGACAUGCUUGACCGCGUCAUGCAGGUCGACAUCAGCUCCGUCGGUGGCAUGCCCGUCGACUCCCGCCUCGACGGCGAACAGGGCCCCGCCACGUCGGUCGGCAACAUCGGCAACAGCACCUCCGCCGACGAGGAGACGCAGAAGAAGCUGGACGACGCCAAGUGGAAGGCGUACUACCGCUCUGGCGAGAUUGUCCUCGUCAUCGUCAUCAUCGCCGCCGGCGCCUGGGGCUGGUACAUCUGGCGCGAGCGCAGCAAGCGCAGGGGCUACGCCGGCAUCAUGGGAAACACGCCGCCGACCACCCAUCGCGGCACCUCGCGCGGCCUCGAGGGCUUCCGUGAUAGGCGGACCGCACGGGACGUUGAGGUGGGCGAUUUUGACGAGAGCGAGCUGGACGACUUGCACGUGGCGACGCCGACAACAGAGAUGGACAAGGACCGCUACAGCGUCGGGGGGGACAGCGACGACGAGCCGCACGAGAAGCCCUCGGCAGCGAACGGCAGCCGCUCGGCGCGGUGA
Colletotrichum higginsianum IMI 349063 is the source of this 1863-nucleotide messenger RNA. RefSeq names its product Serine carboxypeptidase. Gene Ontology annotation, molecular function: serine-type carboxypeptidase activity. The record is from RefSeq and is a predicted model, not a curated record. Gene Ontology annotation, cellular component: trans-Golgi network. The transcript has 3 exons. Gene Ontology annotation, biological process: apoptotic process; proteolysis. Lineage: Eukaryota; Fungi; Ascomycota; Sordariomycetes; Glomerellales; Glomerellaceae. The coding region runs from base 1 to 1863 and encodes 620 amino acids.